UUCUGAUUUCUCUGCCGAGCUUGUUAAUAUGCCUGCUAUUGUUGCCCCGUUUACUUCUGUUCCUGCUGAGGUAGAGUGUACUUCUGGUAGCAAUACCAGAAAUGUUUGCACUGCCCCUGGAGCAGAAAUCAUCACCUCUUUUGACUUUGAAAGCCCCAUUCUUAAUGGUCCAACUGAUUAUGUUUCUAUAGAAACAGUGCCUACAGAUUGUGUUUCUGAUAAAGCUGAUAGAAAUGGCCUUAUUGAUUGUGGUUCCGCCGAAGUUGAAGCCUAUGAUGAAGCCUUAGUGAAUGCCUUUGCAAAUGCAUUAUCUGCAGGUCCUGGUCCUAAAGUUGAUACAAUUGAGUCAAUAAUUGGAAAUGAAGAACCUCGUUCUGAUCCGUCUAUUGAAACUGACACGGCUUAUACUACACUUGAUCAUCCCCUGUCCUAUGAUGCUACUAUGAUGAUACUCAGUCAGAGGACCCCUCGGUUAUCACUAAGAACCAAUUUCCUAUUGUUGUUUUUCACCGGAUUAUCCGAUUAAUCUGCUACUAUGUUUCUUUUUACUGCUACUUUAGCUAUCUGAGUUUCAAUGUUAGUUUGUUUCAGUUUUUUUGGCAUUCUGAGAUUAAUUGCAUUCUGGCCGAAAGGAAUUUUGUUCACAAAUGAAGUUUAGAAUACCCAACCCCUCAAAGGAUAUGUGCCAAGGCUCCAGGAAUGGAUCCUUAUCACACUUCAUGGACUGAAACACUUUGAUAGGGAAGAUGGGUAGAAGGCGACAACCCACCUCUUGUUGAAUUGCUUGAGUUUUUUUUUUAUCCAGCUGUGCAAAGAGCAGUUGCAGGCGUCUUGAUGACACUGGCAUUCAAAAAUGAUGAGAAUAAGAAUCAGGUUUGGAAUUUUGUAUAUUUUUUGCUAUGGAUACAUGUGAAUUGAUUAUGGAUAUUUUUUGCAUUUGAUAGUUUAAGAGAUAGAAGUCGGUGGUGCUAAUGAUAACGAUUCAGAUCAUUGGGGAAAGAAAGUAGAGGCGGGAAUGGGAAUGCUACUUCAACAAAACCCAAGGGCGGGUCUAAUCUUUUCGGGGAAACUAGGCCCAGGGAAGAGGUGUUAAAGGAUAAGGGGUAGGGCUGGAAGGAGAUUGACCAAAAGCUGGGGUCUUUAAAGGUUACCGAAGUUGCUGAUUCUUCUUGAUCCAGGAAGAAUAGCUUUGGGAGCAGCAGUUGACGUUUCUACUCUCCUGAGGGAAGAAUUGAGAAGAGUUGGAGGAGAUGGUGCUCGGCCUUCGAGGUAGUGCAACAGGCAUUCCUUAUCUUUUAUUGAUUCAUCAAUUAUUAAGGAGUAUAGUUAUUAUUAUUAACAUCACUAUCCUAAUUGAUUGGGCAUUACUUUCGCUUCCAGUUUUCUCCCCCGCAUUGGGCCUGACCCACGCGUGAUCUUUUGUCCAAAAUAUUUCCAGUGAACUCACCUGAAAUAACUUCGGGCCUGCUCGCUUAAAUUGAGUUCAGUCUUGCACUGAUGGAACAAAUGCUUGCUUUUACGAUGUAACAGUGUUGGAACAAUGCUUGCUUUUAUGUUUCUUACUUACUUCAGUUGUCCCUUUCGCAUAUUAAUUUUGCAUUCCUUUCGUUCCCAAAUUUUGUACCUCCCAUUGGGCAUGACAACCGCGCAACGCGCGGGUCGCCGCUAGUAUAUAUAUAUAUAUAUAUAUGCAUAAGAUCAAUGUAUGUGAUAUAAAUAAAAAGAGUAUAAUAAAAAGAGUAUACUGAAUAUAAGAAAA
This is a messenger RNA of Cuscuta epithymum, 1759 nucleotides long. NCBI's taxonomy places the organism in Eukaryota, Viridiplantae, Streptophyta, Magnoliopsida, Solanales, Convolvulaceae. The record is from the annotation of a GenBank genome assembly.